CGCAUUUCAUUAUUAUCCCACGCCCCACACAUGGUGACUUUCCUUAACAUCCCAUCAGCAUUUCUUUUCUGGGUUCUACUUCUAUUGUCAGAUUGAGGAUACUGAGCAACAUGGACUGAACGGAACAGAGGUCUCACGAGACGGACAGCAGACAGGAAACACCGCAUCUAACCUGCAGGUUGACAAGCCCCCGAGGUGUUGACGCGAUGGAGGACGUAGCCUCUCCGGCUUCCCAGCAGGAAGAACACGAAGCGGAUCGUCGCGCCAGGGAGUUGUUUCAUUACUUUCAGCCGGACAACCCUGCUUUGCUCCCUGCUUCUCAGGGCACCGAUCCACACGGCUCGACCUGUGCCUAUGCUAGAGCCAGCCCAAAUCUCGUCCUUACUGCCUUGGCCCAGUUAGCCGCGGUCAAAGUAGGCGUCCAGCGUGCGAUCAUCAGCUUGAUCGAUCGCGAAACGCUAUAUGUGGUGGCCGAGGCAUCACGCUCGCUAAACCUCGGGGAUAAUACACUUUAUGAAGAUGAUGGCGAUGGACUCUGGAUGGGCUGCUCCCGAGGUCCUGUUGCUGGCACCCUAUGCGAGAAAACAAUUACCCUGUCGCCAACCACUGCGGAUAAAUACCCCUUCUUCGUCGUGAAAGAUUUGCAACAACAUCCCAAUUUCUGCCAAAUACCCUGCGUGUCCGGUUCUCCGUUUUUCCGCUACUAUGCUGGCACACCCCUGAUGACCAGCAGUGGUAUCAACAUUGGUAGCUUAUAUGUCAUCGAUCCGAGGCCCAAUCUGUCCUUGACGGCUGCCCAUAAGGAGAGCCUGGGCGUCAUAGCCACCGGAGUGAUGGAGUACCUGGAAACCUCGCGGCAGUCACUCGAAAGCGCUCGUUUGAUGAAAGUCUUGUCGGGGCUCAACUCGUUUGUCCAAGACCAAGGCAAAGAAGAAUCUCCAGCCUCCGCCAUUCCACGAAGCGCCAGCCCUUCCGACCUUGACCGAUCGCGUACUCCCAGCCCCCGGCCUGUUUCACCCCUCGAGAUCGACCCGAAGCUUACCUCCCGAAGUACAAAGUCACCUGUCAAGAACAUAAGCCCGACACAGAACAAUAACUUCUCUUCUUCCGAUUCUGUACCGUCAAGCCCCACGAAACAGCAGGCUCCGUCUAAUCGACCUGCCAUUAAAUCUCAUGCAUCGUCGUCCGGGAAAAGACACGAGGCAUUUCAGCGUGCUGCAGACCUCAUGCGUGAAAGCUUAACCCUUGGGGAUGACGGAGGGGUCGCAAUUUUCGCUGUCAAGGACAGGUUCGACGGUGACGAAGACGAAGGAUUGCUAGAAGACACAACCACCGGGUCACGGUCCGCCGCUACUACUUGGGCUAUCUCGACCCGUAAUGCCCACGACGAGUCGUGGGGAAAUGAGUCAAACGCUACGUCUGCAAAGCAAAUAAGUCGGCACUUUCUACGGCGGAUGAUGCAGCGUUUCGGCAAAGGAGCCCUGUGGUAUUUCCAUCGCGAUGGAACGGCCUUUUCGUCUGACGAGGAAACGUCCUCGCAGACCAGCAAUCAGCCUGCCUUUCAGUUACCGUCAUUACUACAUCCGCGGGAUCGGGACACGCUGAACGGAAGGGACUUGGAUCUCCUGCAGACCUACUUCCCGAACGCCACGCGCAUUAUCUUCGCUCCCCUGUGGGAUGCAUCAAACUCGCGUUGGUUUGGCGGUUGCUUCUGCUGGAGCUCCGUGGAGACUCGGAUUUUCAGCCCCCAUGUAGAACUGGGUGGCGUGCUCGGGUUCUGUUCCUCAUUGAUGACGGAGGACAGUCGUAUCCGGAGUCAAGAAGCCGACAAGAAGAAAGGAGACUUCAUCAGCAGUAUUUCGCAUGAGCUUCGGAGUCCCCUGCAUGGGAUUCUAGCCGCAGUGGAGUUCCUUGCGGAACAAACGCUAUCCAGCUCAGCUCGGCUGCUUCUGGACACUAUUCGAGCGUGCAGUCAAACUCUGCUGGAUACGUUCGAGCAGAUCCUUGAUUUCAGCAAAAUCAAUUCAUUCAAGCGGAAGGCGCGGAUGGCCGGUUCAUCACUGUUGCAAGAUGGUAGAGACUCUGUCGCUGCGCAAUCCGGCCCACGCUCAUUGUAUAUCCUGAAAGUUGUGGACAUUGUGACAAUCGUUGAGGACGCGAUCGAAAGUAUCUGCGCGGGCGCCAAUCAUCUCAAUGUUACUCGUGCUGGUGAUUCUUCAACUUCGAAGCCAUCUUCCCCCCUAGGGGAAAGCUACAGUGGCAACUCUGAGCACGUCGAUAUCACUCUGGAUGUCGGUAUGAAUGACUGGGUUUUUGUUUUGGAGCCAGGGGCCUUGCGACGUAUUGUCAUGAAUGUUUUUGGGAACGCACUGAAGUACACUGCCACGGGAUCCAUCUCUGUACACAUGGAGAUACAGAAGGAUAGUAAAAGCGCGCCUCGCGAUGGGGCUGAUACUUUGCUUCUGACUGUAUCCGAUACCGGUCGUGGCAUCUCCACUGACUACCUUCGAUAUCACCUGUUCACACCUUUCAUGCAAGAGGAUCCUCUGUCUCCUGGCACGGGCCUCGGUUUGUCUCUCGUCAACAGCAUCGUCCGGUCUUUGAAAGGCAAUAUCAAAAUCAAGAGUCAGCUUGGGGCCGGAACGGUUGUCAAGGUCUCGAUUCCCCUUACGCGGCCUGAGAAAGAAUGUGUAGAGAGCGCGACAGUGCUUGAUGACCCGCUCCUCACCCCCUCAGAAGGUCUCAUUGAUGGCGUGAAGCAGGAACUGGCAGGGAAGACAGUGUGCUUCGUUCAGCCCGAUGGUGCCGCUUCCGCUAGUACUAUUGCCAGGUACUUAACGCAAUGGUAUGGCAUAUCACUCCAGCCGUGGUCACCUGCUGUUGCCGCGGACCUCGUGAUUGUCGAUGAGACGGAGUUGCACCGCAUCAAUGGGUUGAACGAAUCAUCCACGUUGCUCAUUCUGCACCGCGAUAGGCGUGCUACGCAUUCGAAACCUCCCGAGCUGAGUCAGCUUCGCGCCCGGGUCGAGUGGUUGAGCCUUCCGUGUGGUCCCUACCGCUUGGCCAGAACGAUCCAGAGUUGUUUGCAAGCAACACCUCAGCAUCUGGGGGUGGAGGGCGUCUCACCACAGAUUGCGUCUGAAAAUGGCGUACAAAAUGGGAAUGAGGUAUCUGCUGACCAGGGCCCUGAUCGAAGCCUCCCUCUGCGUCCGGCAGCAAUCAUUCCCAUCACUAAACCCGCUGAACUACCAUUAAAGCCAAAUGUCGAAUCUCCAUCCACCGCACUGCCAAAAAUAGAUACGCAAGCACACCAAAAUGGAAGUUCUAGCGGGCAAAUCCCUACCCCUCCCGGCCCAUCCGAAGACAUACCCCGGGUGCUUCUAGUCGAAGACAACCCAGUUAACAUGUCGCUUCUCAACCGCAUUGUCAGCCGGCGACAGCCCCUUGUUGUGCACGAGGCCAUCAACGGCAAAGAGGCCGUCGACGCGGUCGAAGGAAUGCCCGAGGGCUACCAGUAUAUUUUUAUGGUAGACAUUUCAAUGCCCAUCAUGGAUGGUUUCGAGGCCACCAAAGCGAUCCGCAUGAUUGAGAAAGAACGUAAAACUUCACCACCGGCGAAGAUCAUUGCGCUCACUGGUCUGGGGUCAAAUGACGACGUUGCAAAAGCCUACGCCGCUGGCGUGGACGUCUUUGUCACGAAGCCGGUGUCUUUAAAGAAAGUGACGCAGCUGAUGGAUCAGCCGAAGGGGUGA
Molecule: messenger RNA, 3752 nt
Organism: Aspergillus fijiensis CBS 313.89
Lineage: Eukaryota; Fungi; Ascomycota; Eurotiomycetes; Eurotiales; Aspergillaceae
Product: hybrid sensor histidine kinase/response regulator
Exons: 5
Coding region: 207-3752 (1181 amino acids)
Biological process (GO): protein autophosphorylation; phosphorelay signal transduction system
Molecular function (GO): phosphorelay sensor kinase activity; histidine phosphotransfer kinase activity
Source: RefSeq, a predicted model, not a curated record